AUGAACAAUCUCGAAAAACGUCAACAGGGUGCUCAAUCCUCAAACACUAGCAUUGAAAUUGAAGCAAACUCCUCAGCAAUCAAAACAACUAAGAAAAUUACUUGCACACCUCCUCCAAACGGCGAAACCACAACAUUGCUAGACAUCGUCCUUACAUAUCUCUUCUUCAGUAGCUGGGACUACGCAAACAGCUAUGGAAUCUCCAUCAAUUUUAUACCAUCUCCUUGA
Molecule: messenger RNA, 228 nt
Organism: Sclerotinia sclerotiorum 1980 UF-70
Lineage: Eukaryota; Fungi; Ascomycota; Leotiomycetes; Helotiales; Sclerotiniaceae
Exons: 1
Coding region: 1-228 (75 amino acids)
Source: RefSeq, a predicted model, not a curated record